This is a messenger RNA of Larimichthys crocea (large yellow croaker), 1149 nucleotides long. RefSeq names its product PARK2 co-regulated (gene pacrg). Bases 136 to 876 code for a protein of 246 amino acids. Gene Ontology annotation, cellular component: neuron projection; vesicle; cytosol. The record is from RefSeq and is a predicted model, not a curated record. The transcript is spliced from 6 exons. NCBI's taxonomy places the organism in Eukaryota, Metazoa, Chordata, Actinopteri, Sciaenidae. Gene Ontology annotation, molecular function: Hsp70 protein binding; Hsp90 protein binding.
GAACAGAAAGAAAAAAAAACCCAACAACGGGCGUCACGUUUUUUGAGAGCCACACACACAUUAAUUAGUUAGCAACAUUGCUUUUUCAUUUUCACUUUGAAUUCAACGUUGUAAGACAAGACAACACCUGUGGAUAUGUUGAGGAAGAAGACGGAGCUGAAAACAGAAGGUUUCACCGUGAGGUCCACCAUGAAGAACUCCGUGGUGGUGGGUCCCCCAGCUGCGGGGGCUUUUCGAGAGCGACCUUCCAAACCGACCACUUUUCGCAAGUUCUAUGAGCGUGGAGAGUUCCCGAUGGCACUGGAGCAUGAUGCCAAAGGAAACCGCAUUGCAUGGAAGAGCAUCACAGAGUUCAGAGGCAUCCCCAGAAAAACACCACAGCAGAGCUCCCAGGUGGAAAUUGAGAAGCUGGACUACCACCACUACCUGCCUCUGUUUUUCGAUGGCUUAUGUGAAACCAUGCAUCCGUACGAGCUCUUUGCUCGCCAAGGAGUCUAUGACAUGCUGGAGCACGGAGGCCCCAAGAUCCAGCCUGUCAUUCCCCAGCUCAUCAUACCCAUCAAGAGUGCCCUGAACACAAGGAACCGUCAGGUCAUCUGCACCACCCUGAAAGUCCUGCAGCAUCUGGUGAUGUCUGGUGACAUGGUGGGCGAGUCUCUGGUGCCCUACUACAGACAGAUCCUUCCUAUUCUCAACAUCUUCAAGAACAUGAACAUCAACUCUGGAGAUGGCAUCGAUUACAGCCAGCAGAAGAGAGAGAACAUCGGCGACCUCAUCCAGGAGACUCUGGAGGUGUUUGAGCGCUACGGUGGAGAGGAUGCCUUCAUAAACAUCAAAUACAUGGUGCCCACCUACGAGUCCUGCAUGAUCACAUGAGGGGCAGGGCGUCACGCUGACAUUGCACAGACUCUUUACUUUACCUCUUUAUCAGUCCACCUCCCCUAAUCUUAGCUCGACACCCCACUGAGACCCGGCGCUCCUUCCUGUGCUCAAAACACUCUCCUCCCACCUUUAUAUCCCAAAACCCUUCAUAGAUUCAUAAUAGCGAGUCAUGAGGUAUUUUGUCUCUGUAUCUGUGCAUUCAUCACUUGAUAAAAGCAGUACAAGCGUGACAGCACAUUUGCCUUAUUAAAUAUGUUUAAUAUGUUA